Melanotaenia boesemani (Boeseman's rainbowfish) is the source of this 3747-nucleotide messenger RNA. RefSeq names its product tripartite motif-containing protein 16-like. Bases 186 to 1829 code for a protein of 547 amino acids. Gene Ontology annotation, molecular function: zinc ion binding; protein binding. The record is from RefSeq and is a predicted model, not a curated record. NCBI's taxonomy places the organism in Eukaryota, Metazoa, Chordata, Actinopteri, Atheriniformes, Melanotaeniidae. The transcript has a single exon.
CAGUUUAGGGAUCGGUGUAAUCUCUGGGCUGCAAACAGAGAGCUGACAAGUCAAACUACUGAAGAUCAGUGUGUGAAAGUGAAAGAAGAGAAACUUGGGUUUGGCUUCUGUGACUGUAAGAAGAAGUGAAUCUGAUGAAACGCUGGUUCGUGUCGAUCUAUAAAAUAUAGCAGCAAAGAAAAAAGAUGGAUUCAGAAAAAUUCUCUUGUUCCAUCUGUCUGGAUCUACUGAAGGAUCCGGUGACUACUUCCUGUGGACACAGCUACUGUAUGAACUGUAUUAAAACCCACUGGGAUGAAGAGGAUCAGAGGGGAAUCCACAGCUGUCCUCAGUGUAGGAAAACGUUCAUACCGAGGCCUGUCCUGGAGAAAAACAUCCUGUUAGCAGAGUUAGUGGAGGAGCUGAAGAAGACUGGACUCCAAGCUGCUCCAGCUGAUCACUGCUAUGCUGGACCUGAAGAUGUGGCCUGUGAUGUCUGUUCUGGGAGGAAGCUGAAAGCCAUCAAGUCCUGUCUGGUCUGUCUGGUUACUUACUGUGAGAAACACCUCCAACCUCAUUAUGAUGUAGCUCAGUUUAAGAAACACAAGCUGGUGGAGCCCUCCAAGAAUCUCCAGCAACUCGUCUGUUCUCGUCAUGAUGAGGUGAUGAAGAUUUUCUGUCGUACUGAUCAGCAGAGUAUCUGUUAUCUCUGCUUAAUGGAUGAACAUAAAGGACAUGAAACAGUCUCAGCUGCAGCAGAAAGAGCUGAGAAGCAGAAGGAGCUGGAGGUGAGUCGACAACAAAUCCAGCAGAGAAUCCUGGACGGAGAGAAAGAUGUGAAGCUGCUUCAACAGGAGGUGGAGGCCAUCAAUGGCUCCGCUGAUAAAGCAGUGGAGGACAGUGAGAAGAUCUUCACUGAGCUGAUCCGUCUCAUCCAGAAAAGAAGCUCUGAUGUGAAGCAGCAGAUCAGAUCCCAGCAGGAAACUGAACUGAGUCGAGUCAACGAGCUUAAGGAGAAGCUGGAGCAGGAGAUCACUGAGCUGAAGAGGAAAGACGGCGAGCUGGAGCAGCUCUCACACACAGAGGAUCACAACCAGUUUCUACACAACUACCCCUCACUGUCAGCACUCAGUGAGUCUACACACUCAUCCAUCAUCAACAUUCGUCCUCUCAGAUACUUUGAGGAUGUGACAGCAGCUGUGUCAGAGACCAGAGAUAAACUACAGGACAUCCUGACAGAGAAAUGGACAAACAUCUUACAGGCAGUCACUGAUGUGGAUGUUUUACUGCCUGAACCAGAACCAAAGAGCAGAGAUGGAUUCCUAAAAUAUUCAACAGAAAUCACACUGGAUCCAAAAACAGCAAACACAUAUCUGUUAUUAUCAGAGGGAAACAGAAAAGUAACAGCAAUGAAUCAACAACAGUUUAAUUCUAGUCAUCCAGACAGAUUCACUUAUUACGAUCAGGUCCUGAGCAGAGAGAGUCUGACUGGACGUUCUUACUGGGAGGUGGAGUGGAGAGGAGACAUAGUUUUUAUAGCAGUCGCCUACAAGAACAUCAGCAGGGCAGGAAACUCAGAUGAAUGUGCAUUUGGACGGAACAACCAAUCUUGGUCAUUUCGUUGUGAAACAGAGAGUUACACAUUUUGGUACAACAAAGUCCAAACUCCAGUCUCAGGUCCUCCUUCCUCCAGAAUAGGAGUGUAUCUGGACCACAGAGCAGGUAUUCUGUCUUUCUACAGAGUCUCUGAAACCAUGACUCUCCUCCACAGUGUCCAGACCACAUUCACUCAGCCGCUCUACGCUGGACUCUGGUUAGGAUUAGAAACCACUGCUGAGUUCAUUAAAUAGAGAAACUGCUGAAGCUUCAGGCAGGUUGUGUUUAGACAUGAUGGAUUUUCUUCUGUUUUCUUUAAUUUUUUUUUCAAAGACCCGUAACAUCUUAAGUAUUGUAAAGUUUAUUGAAUGUCUGAAACCCAACCUCAACAAACAGAAGCAACCUGCAUAUUAACUUUUAACACCAAGAAACAUGUAGAGUUGAAACGAAAACAGAAUUUAAUCAAACUUUUAAAAGUGGUUCUAAUGAACUUCACGUCAAACCCAAAAGUUUAAACAAAGAGUUAAAAUAAAGAACUGGCCUCACUGCUCCAGUAGCUUCAUUUACUAUUUACUUUAUUUAAAAUUCAUUCAAUUCAUAUUUUAAUUCUAACAAUCAUGAUGGACAUGAUUUCUGCAUUUUACCAGUGAAAAUACAAAAAAUAAGUAAAAAACUGUUUGUUUUCUGCAGCUGCUGGAUUGUGAUUAAAAUGUGUUUUUAAAAGGAACAAACUUAAAGCUGUUAGAAUAAUGCAGCAGCAAAUAUUCACACAUGUGGAUGGUUGUACAAACUUUAUUUGCACACAGUGUACAAAUCCUGUAAUAAACAAAGCUCCAUCGGAGCUGCUGCUCCAGGAUUCUUCCUUCUCCUCCAGGACCUCAGCACACCUCUGCAGGUAAAGACAGAGUGAUUACCGGUGUUUGUCCACCACCACAUAUGAUUGAAAUAAGUCUCAGCUUAUUUGUAGUAAAUCAUGAAAGUGUCUUAAUACACAGCUAAAUAUCUAGGUUUUAAACUUUAUUUGAAUGACAGAAUACUAACAUGAUCUGUCAUUAGUCUGUCAGCUGUAGUACCAACAGAUGAACACUAGAUGGCAGCAAAAUACAAUGUAGCACAUAAUGAGGUUUCAACACCUGCAAUGUUCAGUGUGUCAUCGUUUGAAUUGGAUUUUUUUGGAGAGACUUAAAAAGGCUCAUUUUUUGUCUCGUGCUGUUUGAAACCAGAGAGUUAGAUACAUCUUUUAAAAUCUUAAUGGACAAUGUUGGUCACAAAAAGUAAAAAUGAGACCUGAACUAAGUUAAAACAGCCUUUAAGAUGGGAGAUAAAACUUCUUGAAGAACCAUGAAAAUGAAGUCAGUCUGUGUACAUUCAAGCUUUUUGUUUUCUCAUUUUAAACCAAAAUCAAAAAAAGCUGAACUGAUUUUCCUUUCCUAUUCCCAGAAUUAAGACAAAAAACAAGAAAACCAAAUUAAAACCUGACCUGUUUUUAUAUUUUUUUCUGUCCAGUCCUGUUUAAAGACUUAUUUUUAUUCUCUUGCUUUUAAACCAGUUUUGGCAUUUUGGCUGAUUAUUUCUUCCAUGCGUGUGUUUUCAUAGUCUUUUAUUUUUUUAUAUUUUGUUUAUUAUUUAUGCCUCCAAAAUGUUAUUUAUUUCUAUUUUAUGACUCUUAGUUUUACAGCACUUUGAUCAACAUAUGUGGUUUUGAAAUGUGCUUAGAAAUAAAGUUGACUUGACAUAACUGCUAAAAUUUUGUGAACAUUGAAACGAUUGUUAGCUACAGACAUCAGUUUAAACAGUGCUGGGCGUUUUUCUGAACAGAAUAUUCUGAGAAGGUGUCUGAAAAAAGUGCAGUCAGAGCCUCUAAUGUGGAUUUCAGUAACAAAACUAUCCAACGUGUAUCUAAAGUAACGCUAAGUACAUAAUCUCAUAUAUUUGUGAUAUAUGUAGUGCAUUCAGAAGCAGUCCCACUUUUCUGGAAGAUCGAGUGCAUCUUAGACAUCAUGUGGAUUCUUUGUGGUAAAAAGCUGCUUUUUAUGUUGUAUGAGCACCACUUUUAUGCAGUCAGAGUUGAUGAAAUAUGGACUUUACUGGAGCUUACAGGCAAAUGACACUCAGUGGAUGAUAUUUAAUACGUUACAGUUUGAAAGUGUGUUUAAAAAUAUAAAUGUUGAC